Rotaria sordida is the source of this 222-nucleotide messenger RNA. The record is from the annotation of a GenBank genome assembly. Lineage: Eukaryota; Metazoa; Rotifera; Eurotatoria; Philodinida; Philodinidae.
AUGCCAACAGCUUCAGCAAAGUACGUAUCAUCAUUAGAUGAUCCAAUUUGGCAUAAGUACAAGGAAGCUGUUGGAAGCCACCAUCCAAUCACAACAGCAAAUCUUCCAUCACUACUUUCACAAACUUUUUUACCACUAUCAAAGCUACAAAUAAAGAAUGCAUAUCGUAAAUGUGCUAUUGUACGUGGAGCUAACGCUUUUUAUGAUCAACCAUUUAUGUAA